Haemonchus placei is the source of this 1086-nucleotide messenger RNA. The record is from the annotation of a GenBank genome assembly. NCBI's taxonomy places the organism in Eukaryota, Metazoa, Nematoda, Chromadorea, Rhabditida, Trichostrongylidae.
AUGUUACAUCGGACCGGAAGGUCUACCCUCUCCAUACGAUUGCACUCCUCAUUAGCAGACAAGUUACGUGCAGUAGUUUCUGGAGAUGAAGAGAAAAAACCGAGUGCCGAAAAAACUAGCAAACGCGAGGCAUUGGAUGUUCCGGUAACUUUUGGAAUCAUUCCUUUCCUAAUUGAAAAUCGCGAAGUGAGUGAAAAAUUUCGGUUCUUAAAGGCUACAUCGUUCAACGAAAUGUUCGUAAUGCCAAAGCGGAAGCUGCGUGGACAAUUGCUGAUAGAACAGGCUACAGGAAGGGUGAAUCUAGAACAACGAAGUCGCCCCGAUAUUUAUGAUCGCCUAGCUGUUCGAAGACCAAGAUCUGAGGAAAUGUCCACUGACCAGGACUGGACAGCUGUUUGGCCUGCAGCGCGAAGCUUUGCCUCAUCAGUGGUACCGCUUCCAGUGCGAAUGGGAACUCGACCUAAUCCUGAGAGACGAGCUCCAUUUAAAAAGCAGGGUAAUCUGGAACUGGUGAAAAUACCUAACUUCCUUCAUCUUACUCCCGCUGCCAUAGAAAAGCAUUGUAACGCCAUCAAGAAGUUCUGCACUGAGUUCCCACCAGAAUUAAUAAACGACCCUAGCUUGGCAAAUUCUGAAUUUCCUGUACGGAUUACUUACAACACUUAUGUACAUCAAGGGGUCAACAUCCGGGAUAAUCGAUCGCGAGUGAUUACUCUACAGGUGAAACUCUCUGCCCUUCCGUUGUCUCCUCAUGCCAGAGAAAAACUUAUUCGUCUGGCUACGAAUCGAUAUGAUGAGAAAACGGAUAUGUUGACCAUCAUCACAGAUAGGUCGUGCUAUACAAGAAAACAAAAUCUGGAUUAUGCCUUCUAUCUUCUCACAGCAAUAUUCCACGAGGCUCAUAAAGUAGAGCCAUGGGAGACAUUGAAAGAAAGAGCUGAUAGUCUCAAAGUCGAGUUCGAAGGCUCAGAAACUCAAACGAAGUUGAUAUCGGUUUUGAAGCAGGUCAUAGCUCAUGAUAAACUUGUGAGUUUCCAUCCUUGGCUUUUAAUGUCAAUCAAAAAGAAAACUACAAAAUCGAUCUAA